Paramecium pentaurelia is the source of this 678-nucleotide messenger RNA. Lineage: Eukaryota; Ciliophora; Oligohymenophorea; Peniculida; Parameciidae. The record is from the annotation of a GenBank genome assembly.
AUGUCUUAAAUAAAGUUUUGUUUACGUCUUUAAGUAUAAUUUGGACUUGGUGUGUACUUAGCAUGUUCUUAAAAUAAUUGGAAUAUAGAUUAAAGUUAUAGGAUGACAUGUAUUUAAGUAAAGAUGUGUUUAAAUAAAUAGAGUAAUUUAUGGGAACUUGUAAUCUAAAUAACAGAUGAAGAAUUAGAUUAUAAAUAUGUGAUUGCAGAUUAUGAUAAUCCUUUAUAACAUACUUAAAUUUGGGAAAGAGGCAACAACAGAAAUUUAAUUAAAUCAAAAUCAAAUAAAUCACAAACAAUAAGUAUACUAUAAUAUUUAUUAAUAUUAUAGAAGAUAUUUGGGAGAAAAGAAAGAUUUCUUUGAAAUUAAUGGCUUUAAAUAAAAAUUCUUUGGCCAUUGUAAUUGGAAGCUUUCCUGCUUUGUCAAGUCCUGUUCAGAUGAAAUUAUUAGAUAAGAAAUCUGUGAUGUAUUUUACUACAAGAUUUUAUAUUGACAUCAUUUAUUCUAAUUAAGUGAUUCAAUUUCAAUACUAUUUGUUAAUAAAAGAUCCUAGUAAUAGUUUCUUUUUGAAUUUUAGCUCCUAUAGAAUUCAUUAGUACUCCAAUAACUCUUGGCAUUUCGGAUAGAAAUUAAGAAAAAUGUCAAGCAAUCUCCUUUUAUAGAAUUGCUAUAUGUUGA